This is a messenger RNA of Ochlerotatus camptorhynchus, 1579 nucleotides long. It is a transcript of the gene Arp6, whose product is annotated as Actin-related protein 6. The record is from RefSeq and is a predicted model, not a curated record. Gene Ontology annotation, molecular function: nucleosome binding. Gene Ontology annotation, cellular component: Swr1 complex. The transcript has 3 exons. Bases 152 to 1351 code for a protein of 399 amino acids. Lineage: Eukaryota; Metazoa; Arthropoda; Insecta; Diptera; Culicidae.
GAGGUUAGGGACCGUGUACUAAUCUGUAGCUGUGUUGCUCUUUGUUUAUUUAUUUAAAUGUAAAGGAAAAACAUUUUUUGUCAUCCUAUUAUUUAUUUAAACGCAAAGAUAUCGUUCAAUUUAUAACCCACCGCUGUGCUUUGCUGGAAAAAUGUCCGACGGUGACGUAUUUAUCCUGGAUAAUGGGGCGUUCUAUGCCAAGGCGGGAAUGUCUGACUGGAACAAACCAAAGACCGUUUUGAAUUGCAUCACCAAAGCAAAGUCUGAGCGACGACGUCCGUUCGUUGGCAACCAGAUCGAAGAGUGUCGCGAUGUGUCCGGACUGUUUUACAUACUGUGCUUCCAGCGAGGAUACCUGGUCAACUGGGACAUUCAGAAGACGGUGUGGGAUUACAUGUUUAGCCAGGAGUGCUGCUCAGUUAGUUUCGUAGAAACUCCUCUGUUGAUAACUGAGCCCCUAUUUAACUUCCAGUCGAUUCAGGAAGCCAUGCUGGAGAUUCUGUAUGAAGAGUACGAUUGUGAUGCGGUGUGUAAAACGACUUCCGUCGAUCUAAUUGCUUUCAACUAUGUGCACGGAGAUCACAGUAUUAAACCCCUAUGCUGUGUAGUGGUCGAUAUGGGUUAUAGUUUUACCCACAUUGUCCCUUUUAUCAAGGGAGCAAAACUGAAGAAAGCAAUCAGGCGAAUAGACGUUGGGGGGAAGCUACUCACAAAUCAUCUAAAAGAAAUCAUUUCCUACCGGCAGCUGAAUGUGAUGGAUGAAUCGUAUGUGAUAAAUCAGGUUAAGGAAGACAGCUGUUUCGUUUCCCAAGAUUUUAACGAAGACAUGCGAAUUGCUCGUAAAAGAUAUCCAGACAAUUCCAUCGCUCGUGAUUAUGUGCUACCUGAUUAUACACAAAUCCGUAGAGGUUACUUAAGACUUUUGGAUCCAACAAAGAACUCGAAUGAUGAAUUACAAACGUUGCGACUGAACAACGAGCGGUUUGUGAUUCCCGAAGUACUAUUCCACCCGUCCGAUAUAGGAAUACAGCAGAUGGGUGUAGCAGAAGCAAUUGUGGAUGCCAUCAAUGCUUGUCCGGACGAGACCAGGCCACACCUCUUUAGCAACAUAGUCGUUUGUGGAGGAUGUGCCCUGUUUAGUGGAAUGCAAUCACGGUUACAAAAAGAUGUUCGAGCUUUGGCGCCUGAAGAGUUCAAUGUCAACGUCAUCGUGCCGAAAGAUCCUAUUACCUACGCUUGGCAGGGAGGAAAGGAAUAUUCGCAGUCGCUCAGCUUUCUUAAAUCCUGCAUGAGUCGGAGUCAAUAUGAAGAAAAUGGUAUAAAACAUUUAAUUGAAAAAUAUGAUCAUUGAGUACAGAGGUAAAUGCUUUUGUUCACUUUGUAAAGAAAGAAUCAACCAUGCUAAGUGCUACCCAUUAACGCGACAUAUACAUUUAUUCGACAAAUGUUGGACAGUAAAUACGGCUGAAUUAACAUAAAAUGUAAAUAUUAUCUAGAACAUUGGUAUGCUUGAAACGUAAACACGGGAACGACACAAAACUGAAAUAUUAACUAAAUCUGGCGUAAUCAGAACAUAAAA